Molecule: messenger RNA, 2460 nt
Organism: Effrenium voratum
Lineage: Eukaryota; Dinophyceae; Suessiales; Symbiodiniaceae
Source: the annotation of a GenBank genome assembly
AUGGAGUGCAGAAGUUCCCCCAGAAGCUCACGAGGCAGCAACAUCGAUCUUCACACUGGCUACGAGUGGUGGCUGAUGAAGGAGGCCAAGAAGCGAAACCCAGAGAUCAAGCUCUACGGACUCGCCUGGGCCUUCCCCAAUUGGGUGGGCAACCUGAGCGGGGACCCUUUCAAGUUCCCGGAGCUCACUGCGCGGUACCUGGUGGAGUGGGUGGCCGGCGCGAAGUCGGAGUAUGGGCUGGACAUCGACUACCUGGGCAUCUGGAACGAGAAAGCCUCCGACAGCAACUUCGUGCAGGUGCUGCGGAAGACUCUCAACGGCCGUGGUCAUGAAGGAACCAAGCUGGUCGUCAAGGAUGGCGGCCUCGACAUUUGCGAUACCCUGUUGAAGGACCAGAAGUAUGCGGACGCCGUGGACAUCGUGGGUCUGCACUAUCCUUCAGACUUCGCCGAUUUCUCCGCCUGCCGCAAGCUGGGGAAGCCGAUCUGGGCCUCGGAGGAGUCCUCCUCCUACGACGACAUGAACGGGGCGGCCUGCUGGGGACGGGUGAUCAACUCACAUUGGGUCAUCAACAAGAUGACGUCGUCGAUUAUGUGGAAUCUGGUAGGCGCCUACUACCACGGCACCCAGUGGUACGCCUCCUCGAUGAUGACGGCGGUGGAGCCCUGGGGCGGGCACUACGAGGUGAACCCCGUGAUCUGGGCCACCGCGCAUGUCACGCAGUUCACCAAGAUCGGCUGGAAGUAUUUGUUGAACGGCACUGGCUCCGGUGAGCUGCCGAAGGGCGGGUACUAUGCCACCUGGGUGGAUCCGGAUUCCAAGGACUUCACCAUGAAUGUCGUGAAGAUCUCCCGUGACCAUGCGCAGUGUACCCGGCCUUCCUUGCCCAGCUUCCAGGUACAAGAGGAGAACCUCACAGUUCAGCUGGCAGCCUCCAUGGGGGCCCACAAGGAGUUGCAGGUGUGGUAUUCUAACUUUGAGGCCUUCGAGGGGCCGCCGCCGCUGUUUGAGCACUCCACCGUGCAGGUCACCGAGAACAAGUUCACAAUCCUCGUGCCCGUUGGCGCCAUGCUGACAGUGACCACCGUGACCACCGGCCACAAGGGCAGCUUUGCCCAGCUGCCGCCGUCCUCUCCCGCCUUUCCUCUGAACUACGCCGACACUUUUCAAACCACCGCGGAGUCCAAGAACGCCAGGUGGUUCUCCGAUCAGAUCGGCUCCUUUGAAGUGCACAAGAGCACAGAUGGCCAGAAGAGCCUCCGGCAGAUGGUGCCGGCGCUGCCGAUUGGAUGGAGCGAUUCGGGGACCCGAGGCCCUGUGACCAUCAUCGGCAUGCGGGAGUGGCAGGACAUGGAGGUGAAGGUCGACUUCAAGCUGCCCUCCGCGUUCUCCGCGUUAGACUCCGGCAGCUGCCCCGCAGACGCCUUUCCCAUGGACCUUACGGACCGGCAAUGCCUAGGGCUCACACAAGGCAAGGCCACGUCUCCGGACGCGUGCCGAGAACUCUGCUGCCCCCUGACGGACUAUUGCAAUGUCUGGCAGUGGGAGGAGUACUCCAAGUCCUGCUGGGUGGGCUACAUCAGGGACCCCAUGUCCUGCAAGAAGGCGAAAGGCUACCAGUCCCAGGGUCGCACCAUGGACCGGUCCAAGGCGGCCUGCGUCGCGCUGCGCGCGGACCAGAUGUGGGAGAACGGCGUGGUGCUCUGCGUCCACAGCGACGGCAAGUGGCAGCUGGGGAAUUCCGGGCCUGGCCUGCCAGGCGCCAUCGGUGUUCCUUCAGCUCCGCUGGUGGUGGGUCACGUCGCGGCAGUGGGCAGCGAUUGGCACACACUGGCGCUGUCCGUGAACCCCAGCAGCCUCGCGCGAGGCUCCUUGGACGGCAAGGAGCUCUUCGCCAACUUCCAAGUGCGCGACCUCGACACAGGCUUCGCGGCCAUCGGCUGCAACGACUGGUUCCCCAUCGAGUUCCGCAACUUCUCGGUGACCAAGGACGCUGCGGGUUGGGAUCCCCCGACCUCCUGCACGGCCUCCGUGGGCGCUGAGCUGACGGCGCGCAACUGCGCGCGCAACGGCCUGGUGGCGGAGGACCAGUCCUGGGAGUUGCUGCCCUCCUACGAGCUGCAGCACAGCGCCUCAGGACUCUGUGCCAGCGCUGGUGCUCCAGGGCCCGUGCGGCUGGAAAAAUGCAACUCCACCAAGAAGAGUCAGCUCUUCGUGAAUGAUUACACCAUGAUCCGGAACCGGGAGCAGGCGAUGACGUCCUACGUGGUGCAACAGAACCUCGCCGCGAACAAGAGCGGCAGCGUCUUUGUCGGCGGCCAGGCGGACUGGAGCCACUGGGCCUACUUCCCGAACACCAAGCAGCUCCGGAACCAGUAUGUGGCCAACGUGAACUUGGGCUAUCCCAUGUGCCUGUCCACAUGCCCGCCCAAAGCGGUGAGGAAAGCCAUCUUCGUGUGA